AGGAACACCCGUCAUCCGAGUCCCGGCGCGUCUUGGAGUGGACAUGUCUCAGGAGUCCUGCACCUUCCUUCAAGCUUCCACUGCACUGGGUGGCCAUGGUCCCGGACACGGUCACAGCCACGGAGGUCCGGGCGGUCACACGCACGAGCUCAUGGACGGUCCUGGCAGCUACGUCGAGCGCGAGGCGUUGCGCGUCAGAGACGACUGGGACCAGCGCGCCUUCACCGUCGGCGUGGGUGGACCUGUGGGCUCCGGAAAGACGGCGCUCAUGCUGGCGCUGUGCCGGAAGCUGCGAGAGAAGCACAGCGUCUGCGCCGUCACCAACGACAUCUUCACAAAAGAGGACUGGGAGUUUCUUUGCCGCAACGAGGCUCUGCCCGAAGAUCGCAUGCGCGCUAUCGAAACCGGAGGCUGCCCGCAUGCUGCCAUCAGGGAGGACUACUCAGCCAACAUGGACUCCGUGCGGGAGCUGACGCGUCGAUUCCGGCCCGAGCUGGUGCUGCUCGAGAGCGGCGGAGACAACCUGGCGGCCAACUUCAGCCGCGAACUGGCCGACUACAUCAUCUACGUCAUCGACGUCGCCGGCGGGGACAAGAUCCCGCGCAAGGGCGGCCCGGGAAUCACGCAGAGCGACCUGCUCGUCGUGAACAAGACAGACCUGGCUGAAGCUGUUGGCGCAGACCUGGCCGUCAUGGAGCGCGACGCAGCGCGCAUGCGUCAAGGGGGGCCCACUCUGUUCUGCCAGGCCAAGCACGGCGUCGGCGUUGACGAAGUGGUCAAGCUCAUUCUCGAAUCGGCUUCGCACCUGGGGGCACCGGUCAAGGGUACACACUAGGAAACACAGGCUUGCUUAAGGGUCU
Molecule: messenger RNA, 860 nt
Organism: Rhipicephalus microplus (southern cattle tick)
Lineage: Eukaryota; Metazoa; Arthropoda; Arachnida; Ixodida; Ixodidae
Product: urease accessory protein UreG
Biological process (GO): urea catabolic process
Molecular function (GO): GTPase activity; nickel cation binding
Source: RefSeq, a predicted model, not a curated record